Molecule: messenger RNA, 2710 nt
Organism: Sceloporus undulatus (fence lizard)
Lineage: Eukaryota; Metazoa; Chordata; Lepidosauria; Squamata; Phrynosomatidae
Gene: KLC3
Product: kinesin light chain 3
Exons: 14
Coding region: 555-2174 (539 amino acids)
Biological process (GO): axo-dendritic transport
Cellular component (GO): membrane-bounded organelle; cytoplasm; kinesin complex
Molecular function (GO): kinesin binding
Source: RefSeq, a predicted model, not a curated record
UUAAUGGGAUAUUCGGGGUUGGCUGCCUAAGAAAGGGCUUUCUGGCCUCAGAGAGGAUUUGGGGCAGACUGGGUCUGAAAGGCAGUAGUAGCCUGUUCUCUUGCCAAUGGGAUUUACAGUGUAUUCCCUGGACUGGGUCUCCCAUCAUCCACGGGGCCAGAAAGAGGAGGGGUCCUGCCCUGCAGUAAGGCCCCCAAUCCCUCUGAACCCAGGACUACAACUCCCAUGUCCCAGCCUUGGCCAAUUUCCUUUCUCUCUUACUGGCAGCUCACUCUCGGGCAAGAUGGAGGCCAGGAGGCGGGGCAGGCAGGUAAGCCAGCCCCAGAGGAGGAGCCGCAGCCGGGGAAGCUCAGCUGGAGGGAGCAGCGGCGGAGAGAGACCCGGGCAGCGCAGGCGAGGCGCAGAAAGGAAGGGGGCUGGAUUACAACAACAACAACAGCAACACUUCCUCUGAAGCAAGACAUUAAGGCCCCGAAGUGUGCACUCACCAUCCUUGGACCCUGAAGUCCUUGCCACCGCAGUCUCCUUUCCUUCCCAGCUGACUCGGCCCUGCUAUGUCCGUCAUGGUGGAACUGGGCGACAGCCAUCCGGAGAGGAUGACAGCCGAGGACAUCAUUGUCAACACCCGCCAGGUGAUGAAGGGCCUGGAAGCCCUGCGGAGCGAGAACAAGAGCAUCCACCAACGGCUGCAGGAGGCCUUGCUGAAGGGCCGGCAGCUGAUGGAUGAGAGGGAACAGGCGGCCGCAGAUGCAGAGAUGGCGGACUUUCAGGCUUUGGAGCUCCUGGAAGAGAAGCAUGACUUGGUCUGCAAGAGCCUGGAGGGGAUUGAGUUGGGCAUUGCGGAAGCACAGAUGAUGAUCGCACUGUCUUCUCACAUCGGGGCUCUGGAAGCUGAGAAGCAGAAGUUGCGCGUCCAGGUGAAGCGCCUGUGCCAGGAGAACCUGUGGCUGCGGGACGAGUUGGCCGUAACCCAGCUGCGGCUGCAACACAGCGAGGAGAUGGUGGCCCAGCUGGAGGAGGAGAAGAAGCACCUGGAGUUUUUGAACCAGCUCAAACAGUACGACUCCAAGGAGGAUCAGUCAGAAAAAGACGACUCGGAGCAGAGGAAGGAUAGCUUGUCAUCCUUGUUCCCCAGCGACGACGAUGAGCAGAGGCCGGGAGGGCAGGGAUCGAGCGCAGCCGGCGCUUCCGCAGCCCAGCAAGGCGGCUACGAAAUUCCUGCACGGCUGCGGACCCUGCACAACCUGGUCAUCCAGUACGCCUCGCAGGGGCGCUAUGAAGUAGCUGUCCCGCUCUGCAAGCAGGCCUUGGAGGAUUUGGAGAAGAGCUCUGGACACAGCCACCCAGAUGUGGCCACCAUGCUUAACAUCUUGGCUCUCGUCUAUAGGGACCAAAACAAAUACAAGGAAGCAACGGAGCUGCUCAACGAUGCCCUUGACAUCCGGGAGCAGACGCUGGGCGUGGAGCACCCUGCUGUGGCUGCCACUCUGAACAACUUAGCUGUGCUCUAUGGGAAAAGGGGAAAGUAUAAAGAAGCAGAGCCGCUGUGCAAAAGAGCAUUGGCGAUCCGUGAGAAGGUAUUGGGCACAGAUCACCCAGAUGUGGCCAAACAGCUGAACAAUCUAGCUCUCUUGUGCCAGAACCAGGGCAAAUUCGAGGAGGUGGAGCAGUACUACCAGCGGGCGCUCCGUAUCUACCAGACCCGGCUUGGUCCCGACGACCCCAAUGUAGCCAAAACCAAGAACAACCUGGCAUCCUCAUACCUGAAGCAGGGCAAGUACCAGCAGGCAGAAGAGCUGUACAAGGAGAUCCUCUCUUCGCACGACCAAGAAUUGGCCACCAACCGGAGCGAUGAAAGCAGGUUGGCAAUAGGAGGAAGUCUGCAGCAGGGCCAGGAUACCACAGGAAUCCUCCGGCGCAGCAGUUCCUUCUCCCAGUUCCGCGAGUCCAUCAAACGCGGCAGCAAGAAACUCGUUUCCAAACUGAAAGGGGAAGGGGUCCAUCGGCCCAUCAGACCCCCAGCCACAGGGAUGAAGCGAGCCACCUCCCUCAAUGUGUUGCAUGUGGGUGAGAGAGCAGUCGCUGCAUGCCCAACCCAGCCUUUCAAGCACCUGGCCAAUGCCCGGAGUCUGAGCUCCAGUACCCAGGACCUGCCGCACAGCAGCUCUACCUAGGACAGGCCAUCUGCAGUCUUCUCACCUUGCACUCUUGCUGCCUGAGACUAGACCAAACCUGGAGCCAACCCUUCUCUCUUGCUCUCCUCCUUUGCCAGCUCCAGGCUUCAAGCUGGCUCCUGGAACGGAGGCGUGGCUGUUUGCUUGCACCAAAUGGAGCAGAGCUGGUCACUCCUUGGCUACUGAGGCUGCCAACUCUUGCUUGCAUGAAGAGUCUCCCUUCCGUCCUGCGCUCCAGGAUAGAGGCCAGGAGGGGCAAUGUCCCUGCCAAGGAUGACAGACUGCUAUUUCUCAGGACGUUUGGGGAAGGGAAGUGGGCAGCCCUCUCCCCUCCAAAGCAGCACAAAGCCCCCUUGUGUCCGACUGCCUUAAAACCCCUUGAGCAGGAACAAGUCACCUGUGCUUCUUCGGCUGGCAAGAACUGCCACCGACGAUUCCAUCCAGUGUCACUAUUUAUUCUAUUUAUGCAAUGGGGAACCUUAACCCUCUCUUGACUUGCCCAAACCUCUAAAUAAAAAAAAAAGGUGGUUGUAAAA